This is a messenger RNA of Alligator sinensis (Chinese alligator), 3626 nucleotides long. It is a transcript of the gene PRR5L, whose product is annotated as proline rich 5 like. Lineage: Eukaryota; Metazoa; Chordata; Crocodylia; Alligatoridae. Gene Ontology annotation, biological process: TORC2 signaling. The transcript has 9 exons. The record is from RefSeq and is a predicted model, not a curated record. Bases 415 to 1515 code for a protein of 366 amino acids. Gene Ontology annotation, cellular component: TORC2 complex.
ACAACCGGGCUGGAGCCGGGGGGUGGAAAGCUCGGACUGGUGGCCACUGGGAGCAGAUCGCGGUGGAUAAAUAGCGAGUCCGCUCCCUGGCGCGAGCAGUGUCUGCAGGGAGAUGGGCAAGCGGGUCUAAGCAGCAGCAGCCUGCUCCAUCUCUUGGUUGGUUGGUUGGGGUUUUUUUCCUCCCCCCCAAAAAAAAUCCUCGAGGCAGCCCUAAUUUAAAAUCCAGAGGGUGAGUGGAAAAUGCACUUCUUUUUUUUUUUUGGUCUUUCAAGUAGCAAUCUGAGUUUGAACCCUUGGGUUUGAAGAACGGGGACCCAGUCUGUGCCAGUGCAGUUGCGUCCUUUGCACCCUCCUUAGUCUGACCUUCAGAAGAAGACAGCUCCCAGACUACCUGCUUCCACUCCAUCUGAAUCUAUGACCGGGGGCUCCACCCUAGUCCCACCCUUUGCUUUCCCAUUCCAGAAGAUGGGUUCAUUUCGAAGACCCAGGCCUCGCUUCAUGAGCUCUCCAGUGCUCAGUGACUUGCCACGGUUUCAAGCAGCACGGCAGGCUUUGCAGCUCAGCUCCAACUCUGCAUGGAACAGUGUUCAAACAGCAGUGAUAAAUGUGUUCAAAGGGGGAGGCUUGCAAAACAACGAACUUUACGCCCUCAAUGAAAACAUCAGGCGUCUGUUGAAGAGUGAACUUGGAUCCUUCAUCACCGAUUAUUUCCAGAACCAGCUCCUUGCGAAGGGAUUGCUGUUUAUAGAGGAGAAGGUUAAACUGUGUGAAGGUGAAGAUCGCAUUGAUCUCCUCUCUGAGAUCUGGGAUCACUUCUUCACCGAGACCCUUCCUACGCUCCAAGCGAUAUUCUACCCAGUUCAGGGUCAGGAAUUGACCAUCCGCCAAAUUGCCCUUCUUGGUUUCAGAGACUUGGUCCUGUUAAAAGUGAAGUUGGAAGAAAUUCUUCCCCUGGUCCAGACAAAGAUCCCACCUUCCAUUGUCCAGAUGCUGCUAAUUCUACAGAGUGUCCAUGAACCUACGGGUCCCAGUGAGGGCUACAUGCAGCUGGAGGAUCUGGUUAAGCAGGUGGUCUCACCAUACCUGGGUUUGUGUGAGGAUCACAGCUUCCCUGGUAGCACCUGUGCGCUUGAGAGGCGAUAUUCCAGAUCCUGUGCUAAGACUGGUAUGCUGAGCUACAACUCCCACAUGAUGACUGGUCGGCAGCCCAGCGAAAUGGCUCUGACACCACUCGCAGAACAGGAGGGCGAGGCUUACCUGGAAAAAUGUGGCAGUAUCCGUCGCCAUACUGUUGCCAAUGCCCACUCAGAUAUUCAGCUUCUGGCCAUGGCCUCCAUGAUGCACACAGGGAUGGUAAUAGAAGAAUCGGAUAGCAGUGAUAACUGUCUCCUCCUUCAGCCCAGCUUCAGCCACCGUCAGUGCUCCAGUGAGCCUAGUAUUGCUGACGGGCCAGAAGGACUGGUCACUGUGGACAGGCAAGAGUCUACAGAACUGAACUGCACAUCUGUCGGCUAGGAAGGAUCCUUCCGUGGGAGAAGAGCCAUGCGCCCUAAACUGGACAAUGGCUGUUAUGUUGCUGCUGGAAACAAUGGAGAGAACACAGGCUUUGGGGAUGGAUUUGCUGAUACCAUGGGAAUGGUCUGGGUUCUCUUGUCUCUUUUUGGAAAUGUUCCAAGAUUUUUAUUUAAAAAAAAAAAUUUUUUUUUUUUUUUUGCUUUUUUUUUUUUUGAUCAUUACUUUCCAGAAUCAUUGUCAGUGGAGGUACUACAUUGCUCUCAGCACAGUACUUGGGGCUGCAAGGGUGUCACUGUUAAAUGCCACUUUCUGUCUCCUGUAAGGUUUCUUGUGUGGUGUUGCACUGCUUUCGCCUUGGGUACCAUUCUGUUUUCUGUGAAGGAAAUGAAUCCCCCUCUUUCUCUCUGCCUCAUUUAUUUUUAAUUUUUUUUCCCCCUUCUCUUUUUCUUGUCAUUCCUAACUCAUAAAAUGGAGCCCUAUCCCUCCGAGUGCACCAACAAGUAGAGGGGAUUACACUAAAAAAAUCUCUUUCGUCCUGCCUCGGACUGUGGGAUGGUAAUGACUGGGGUUGCAUUUUUGUUUUAUAUUGUACUCGGGGAUGAAACUUCUUGCAUCUCGCAGAGAACUCAACCCAGCCUUGUGGUUUCUGGAGGGAGAAGGGGAUCUUCUUCCUUCUCUUGGCUCCUGCUGCGUAUAGGGAAGGGGCCUAUUCUGAUGGCCUGAAUUCGAACAAACUGGAGUGGCAGAUGACUUUUCCACCAAGAGUCCGCAUGAGUAGAAUAUGAUGUGUCAGGGGCCCAGUUCAGCCUUUAUGCAAACCCACUAGGAUGUGGGGUGAAACUCUGGGCAGAAUCUACCUAAAGCUUUUGGAGUUUGGCAGGAUGUGUACUGUCAAGAACAUCAGCAUUUUUAGCGUUCCACCAUAAAGAGAAACUGAAACUGGUGGUGUUGGAAAGGAAAGAGGCAUUGUGGUAACCGAGGGUAUACACCUGCAUCGUGAAGGUAGCUUCAAAUGCUUUUUCAAGGCCAGGCCUCCACACUUCUCACCCUAGUACUGACACAGCCCCCAGCUGAAUCCCAUCUUGUAGAUUUUUAUGAAACCAAAGAGCAUCAUUUGGGCUUUGAGACAGGAACUUCUUGCUGCAAAUGGCAAAUCUAUGCCAUUUUUCUGACCUCCCUUUUAUAGCUGGCUGAUCUGACUCUCUUGUUUUAAUCCUUAUCUGUCCAAUUUGCAGCUAGGUACCAUUUAAAAAAAAAAAAAAUUGAAAGCUAAAACUGGGUCAAGUUCUUAAGAGAUGGUAGCAUCUGUCCACAAAACAUUGUACAGUCCUCUGUCUACUUCAUAGCUAUUGUUUGGUACUUAAAUGCUGCUUCCAUGAGAGUGGAGCCAACCUGCUCAAGAAAUCCCCCCUAGAGACUCUGCUGAUGUCUUGCUGAUAAAAUUCUAUGUAGAAUGAUAAACCGAAAGGUGAAUUGAAAUACUGCUUUAAAUAUCAAAUUCCAUGAAAAAGGGAGUGCAACUCCACAACCUUCCCCAAUAGUGGGUAACACAGAUUUCUUAAUAAAUCUGUCCCAAUACUGAACUGAAAGGUAUUUUUACUUGCCAGGACUUGAAUUCAGGGCUCUGUGUGUAUCCUGCCAUAGUUAAUAACCUUGUGUAAGACCUGAUUCUGCAAGACUUGGCACAUACCUUCAUUCCUGUUGUCUCCUUGCCAUCUUUCAGAGCUGGGGUUCGAUGGGUAGAGGAAAUGGAAUUUCUUCCCCGGCUACUGGAAGCACAAGAAAUUCUAAUGUCGAGUCCUAAGCCUUAGACUUUUUGUAAAUGAAAGGACUGCUUUUCAUCCCGUGUUUGAGAAAUGCAGGUAGAUAUAUUUGACAAUGGCCUGUUCCUGUCCCUAGUCAAGGAGACUGGAAUUUAGUUAUGGGCUUUUGCCUCUGAUUACCAUAGGCUUGCUAUUUGAAGAGCAUGGGACUUAGUUGGGUUCUGAACCUGCCAAGAAGAAUACCACAAAAUGCAGAGACCCAGGGGGAGAUGGGCACAGGUGGCUUUAAGCCAACUAUACUUUAGCUGAAUUCUGGGCUGGCUUGCAGGGGGUAAGGGGCAGGGUCAG